This is a messenger RNA of Larimichthys crocea (large yellow croaker), 1641 nucleotides long. RefSeq names its product dickkopf-related protein 1. NCBI's taxonomy places the organism in Eukaryota, Metazoa, Chordata, Actinopteri, Sciaenidae. Gene Ontology annotation, biological process: multicellular organism development; negative regulation of canonical Wnt signaling pathway. The record is from RefSeq and is a predicted model, not a curated record. The coding region runs from base 85 to 1044 and encodes 319 amino acids. Gene Ontology annotation, cellular component: extracellular region. The transcript has 4 exons. Gene Ontology annotation, molecular function: co-receptor binding; receptor antagonist activity.
UUCCGUACAGUGGGGCUCUCUUUGAAAUUCCACCCCUCCGCCUUUGUUGUGCACAGCGAGGGGCGGGAAGACAAACAGGUCCACAUGUAUAAAGAGAUCAUCCCAGGACUGCGAGUCAGGCAGCUUCGAAAGCAUCGUGCCGAAACUCUCUGGAAACUUUUGGGAUUCAGAAUUCAAGGCCGCUUUGGACUUUGUCACUCAGUUCAUUUUUUCACCCACACAGAAGGGAUUCUUUUCAUUUUUCGUGUGUUUGCAACACAGAAGAGUUUUAAGUGGAGAAUCAUGCAGAUGCCGUCAGCGCACCGCUUCUUGGCUGUGUACCUCACACUGUUUGGAUACCUUGGGGACGUUUACACGGGGACCGUCCUGAUGAACUCCAACGCCAUCAAAAACUUGCCUGGUGCUUCUGGCAGUAAAGGUUCCGACACCGUCAGUCCGAGUCCGCGCACCUCUCCCUCCGGGAGCGUGGUACACAAAUUACCCGUUGACACCUUGCAGCAGGCAGGUGUUUGCACGGAUGAUGAAGACUGCGGGGGUGAUGAAUUCUGCUACGACACCCGAGGCGCCUGCCUGCCCUGCCGUAGGAUCCGGAAGCGUUGCGCACGGGACUCCAUGUGUUGUGCAGGAAACCGCUGCAGUAAUGGUGUCUGCCAGGCAAAUGACAUAGAUGGUACAGAUGCAUCCAUCACAACUGGCUUUCACAAAAACAACAACACCAUGGAGCAUCAAGCCAAGAAGCCCCCCACUGCCCAUGGCCAUCAGCCUCAUGCUGUAAAAGGCCAAGAGGGGGAUACUUGCCUGAGAUCUGCAGACUGCUCCGAGGGUCUGUGCUGUGCCAGACACUUCUGGUCUCGUAUCUGUAAGCCAGUGCUGACGGAGGGCCAGGUGUGCACGCGCCAUCGCAGGAAAGGCACACACGGUUUGGAGCUGUUCCAGCGCUGCGACUGUGGUGACGGCAUGGCCUGCAGACCAGAGAAAGGAGAGCAAGACCACAGUGUCAGCAGGACUGCAGCCCGGAACCUACACACCUGUCAGAGACGCUGACACAAACGCGUGGACGCACACAGCGACUGAGAUAUACACACACCUACACACACACCCAGCAAACCGACAAAUCAGUCACAGACACUGACAACCACUUUUCAGCCUUGCAUACACCUGAGAUGCUGACACACAAACACUCACACACAGAGACACCCAAUACCUAAGACAUUCUUUCCUGCCUAAGUUGCUGACACAAACAGCACCCGGAAGGAUAGACAUGAUUCCUGGAAAAGUGAUACACCCAGAGGGAUGCAACAGUGCAAGACGGACUGAUCCAAUUCCCCAUCAACAGACGAGGAGUCGGAAGUUCGGAAGUGACAUUUCAGAAGUCUUGGGAAGAUCGAUUCAUGUCGUCGGUAAUGGCAGAGCUGUUUUGUUUCUCUUUUUAUGGAACUUCAAGCCUCAGUUAUUGCAGUAAAUUACUGUAUUGUAAAUAUUAUCCUGGAGGUGGCACUUAAGUGAGCUAUUGAAAUCUGUCAACACCAGUAUUAUAAAGACAUGGUGCUGCAUGCAUUGUAAAUGUGUUAUAUAUAUUGUUUUAUAAGAAAAUGUUAUAUAUAGAAAAUCUGAAUAUAUUUGUUUUAUUAAACACCAUGU